Pyrenophora tritici-repentis Pt-1C-BFP is the source of this 564-nucleotide messenger RNA. Lineage: Eukaryota; Fungi; Ascomycota; Dothideomycetes; Pleosporales; Pleosporaceae. The record is from RefSeq and is a predicted model, not a curated record.
AUGCCGUCGUCGCCAUCAAUAUCCUCGGUUCAUCAGGCAGCAGCCUCUCAGUUGGACAAGAAAGCGGUGCAUGGCUAUCGUCAGACGAUGUAUCGCGAUGGAGCCGGUUGCCAGAUUGCAGAGUCUCGCCGUCACUCUGAUAUGGCCCGCAAGGCCCGGUCGUCGACACAGGCAUAUGUCGACUUCGUUCUGUACCCAUCAGACGAUUUACCAGUGUCUCCGCGAAGUUAUUCAGGCGAGACUUUGCAUCAGCACCCCGCACCACGAAGGAGGACGGCAGAUCCUAUUCCGGGGCUGCACAUGACUUCCGCCAAGCAUUUGUCCAAAGCCAGACCUAAGCCGGUGAUUGUUCAACAAACGACGCAAUCAAGUCGAACACUUUCCGAUAAAACAAAAGCAUCUUUACAGACUGCUUCUGGUUCGAGGCCACCCCCCAAGCCCCGGUCGGCCCGGCUGCCAACACCAGAGCUCUCCGAUCUUGACGAACCACUCUUCUGCGAUUGUGGCGUAGCAGGCCAUAUUUUCAAGUGCUGCACCUCAUGUGGAAAAGAGAUUGACCUUUAG